CAGUGACCUGUGAUCUCCCUGCUGCACUCCAGCAGCCUGGGCAACAGCAAGACUCUGUCUCAAAAAAAAAAAAAAAAAAGAAAACUUUGGAGUACCCGAGCCUACUAUGCGCCAAAAGUGUGUUGUAGGCAAGUGGCACGUAGGAUCUAUCAGCAAGUAGAAGAGAAAAGCCAAAACACGCACUGUGUUGCACACCACUCAGAACUGGUGAAUGAAUUUAGAAUUUAAAAUGCUUUCUAAUUCACUAACUAGUUAAUUCAAUAAAUAGGAGCAGGUAGGAGGCGAUCCAUUUUAAUUUGGGAAAAACCCUCACAAAAACCCUCGCCUGAAAAAUAGGCUGUUUUACUGCAGUUGGGCUCUGUAAUUCUUGUAGCAGUCAGCUGAGUCUCACCUGACUUAGGAGAGUUAAGCCUAUCUGCAUUUAACUCUCCAGAAGUCAAUCCUCAAGCACGGUAAAAGAGGGAACUAAUUUAAGUGGUGUGGAAGAAGGGCCCCGGGCCCCUCUUUGUCCCGGCUCAUCCUGUAUUCACAUAUAUUGACAAUCAUGUGUUCUGUACUUUACCAACUAAGGGCUUUCCCAGGGAUACUUUCGACAAUUUUUUCCAUGUGAUGUUAAUGUAAUCGGUCAUAUAAUAGCUCUUGCUAGGAACUAUACACAGCUUCCCUCAUUUAAUUCUCUAUCCUAUCAAAUUCAAUCACAACCAAUUACAGAAAUUACCUGUCAAGCAGGUAAAAAGAGGCUUCUAGCUCAAAGCCCCACUGCCUUCGGGUCCCUCCUUUUAGCUCUCUGCUAAUUUCGGACUCGCGUGGAUCUCUCGCUUGCGGUCCCCGGCGCUUAAAGAGAUACCUUACAAAAAACGGUGCACGGACUUGGCCACUCGUGCCCCUUCUUUCUUCCUCCGGCGCCUGCCCCCCUCCACGUCCCGCCAUCCUCCCGGGUUCCCCUCUUCCCCCAGCGCUCUCGCACCCGCGAAGCCGAUGGAGCAGGCGGCUGCGCCGAAAGUCCCGUGCACCCUGGCGAUAGUGUCCCGUACGAGGCUGCUCAGAACUCGGUCAUCGAGGCUUAGGCGGCAGCGGGGGUCGUCAGACACCAAUUCGCAGAGCAGGUACCUGCGGCAGGCGAGAGGAAGGUGGGCGCUAGCGGCGCCGCGGAGACCUGGCAAGGCACUGGGUGGGUCUGGAAGGGAAUGCUUACCUGUGCUUGAACCGCACCAUGGCUGCCUCCGCGCCGUCGGUGCCGGUGUGCAAACCGGAUGUGGGUUGCGUCCGUGGCCAGUGGGAAGCUUACUUCCGCAGCCUUUCAGCCAUUCAGAGAAGGAGACAGAACACGUGGGCGGAGCUAGAAAGUUGAGAGGCAGAACUCUGUGUCAGUCUCCCUCAAGCCCCACCUAACUCUGCGUUUGUAAGCGCGCAUGCGUCCUGCGGAGGGUCUCUGACUAGUUUGAGGGCUGAACUUUGGAUUGGAGCGGCUUGGAGCGCUUGCAGCUGCGAUGGUUGGGUUUGCUGCACACCGGAGUUUACAAUACUGUGUAGGAUGCAACCGCUGCCCCUGGGGCCCUGGGAACCUUGCAGCACAGGCACAGCCCCGGGAGGAAGCACAUUGGCGCGGCCCGCGGCCUCCCAGUCUUGGACCAGGCCCGGCCCCUUCUGGCCUCGGACGGUGCAGACGCCUGAGGUGGCCGGGCGGGCGGGCGGGCUGGAGCGUUGGCGGCGCGGCGGGCUCCCCGCGGUAAUUAGCCUGCGCCGGCUCAGGCUGCGCCAGCCGCUAAUUACAAGUCUCCUAAUGAGGCCGGCGGCUGUUUGCAAUCACCCGGGUCCCCGCUGCGCGGCGCGGGAGGCCGCGGGGGAAUCCGCCCGCGGAGGCGUAGAGGAGGAGCAGCCGCCACCCCCUGGGCCCGGAGAUGCGCUGGACGACGACAGGGGUGUGCCCCGGCCGUGCCCGCCCCCGGAAUGCUGGCCGCGAAGGGGCAGCGGCGGGGGCUCACACCCCAACCCCUCCUCGGUUCUCUCCCGAGCCGGGCCGCAGAGCCAUUAUCCUCCCCGUCGCACGGGUGAGGAAGCCGAUGAGGCUCUGAGAGGUGAGUUCACCCAGGUGCACAAUAGAGCGCAAUCCACGUCUGUCUGACCCCAACUUGUGCCCUUAGCCGAGUCAGGUACCCCCUGGAUCAAUGGGGUGGUCGCUGUUGUCCUUACUGUUAGUAUUGUUACAGUCGUCUUGGGACUUUUCAGAUUCUUU
Messenger RNA from Piliocolobus tephrosceles (Ugandan red Colobus), 2236 nucleotides. Its product is annotated as translation initiation factor IF-2-like. NCBI's taxonomy places the organism in Eukaryota, Metazoa, Chordata, Mammalia, Primates, Cercopithecidae. Bases 1535 to 2125 code for a protein of 196 amino acids. The record is from RefSeq and is a predicted model, not a curated record. The transcript has 2 exons.